UAAAUGUCGAGAGGGCACGGCCAGCGGCACUCAUGCUGCAGCCUUGAGCCGUCCCGCGUCCCCCUCUCGAGCUCCCUCUGGUCGACUUUGGAGGCGGGCGGGCAAGAGCUGCUGAGGCCAUGCUGCUGAAACAUUACCUCCUCUUGCUGGUGGGCUGCCAAGCCUGGACUGUAGGCUUGGCCUACUAUGGCUGCCCGAGUGAGUGCACCUGCUCCAGGGCCUCUCAGGUGGAGUGCACGGGGGCACGCAUCGUGGCAGUGCCCACGCCUCUGCCCUGGAAUGCCAUGAGCCUGCAGAUUCUCAACACACACAUCACCGAACUCAGUGAGUCCCCAUUCCUCAACAUCUCGGCCCUCAUUGCCCUGAGGAUCGAGAAGAAUGAGCUGUCACACAUCAUGCCUGGUGCCUUCCGCAACCUGGGCUCGCUGCGCUACCUCAGCCUCGCCAACAACAAGCUUCAGGUUCUGCCCGUCGGCCUCUUCCAGGGACUGGACAACCUGGAGUCUCUCCUUCUGUCUAGUAACCAGCUGGUGCAGAUCCAGCCCGCCCAUUUCUCCCAGUGCAGCAACCUCAAGGAAUUGCAGCUGCAUGGCAAUCACCUGGAAUACGUCCCCGAUGGCGUCUUCGACCACCUGGUGGGACUCACCAAGCUCAAUCUGGGCAAGAACAGCCUCACCCACCUCUCACCCAGGGUCUUCCAGCACCUGGGCAACCUCCAGGUGCUCCGGCUAUAUGAGAAUAGGCUCUCGGACAUCCCCAUGGGCACUUUUGAUGGGCUUAGCAACCUCCAGGAGCUGGCCCUCCAGCAGAACCAGAUCGGCAUGCUCUCACCUGGCCUCUUCCACAACAACCGGAACCUGCAGAGGCUCUAUCUGUCCAACAACCACAUCUCCCAGCUGCCUCCCGGCAUCUUCAUGCACCUGCCCCAGCUCAACCGACUUACACUCUUUGGGAACUCCCUGAAGGAGCUCUCCCCAGGGAUUUUUGGGCCCAUGCACAACCUGAAGGAGCUCUGGCUCUAUGACAACCACAUCACUUCUCUACCCGACAACAUCUUCAGCAACCUCCACCAGUUGCAGGUCUUGAUCCUUAGUCGAAACCAGAUUAGCUUCAUCUCCCCGGGUGCCUUCAAUGGACUGACAGACCUGCGAGAGCUGUCCCUCCACACCAAUGCCCUGCAGGACCUGGAUGGGAAUGUCUUCCGCAUGUUGGCCAACCUGCAGAACAUCUCUCUGCAGAACAACCGCCUCCGACAGCUCCCAGGGAAUAUCUUCGCCAAUGUCAACGGUCUCAUGACCAUUCAGUUGCAGAACAACCAGCUGGAGAACCUGCCCAUGGGCAUCUUUGAUCACUUGGGGAACCUGUGUGAGCUUCGGCUGUAUGACAACCCCUGGAGGUGCGACUCAAGCAUCCUUCCGCUCCGCAAUUGGCUCCUGAUCAACAAGGGUAGGUUAGGGACAGACACUCUCCCAGUGUGUUCCAGCCCAGCCAAUGUUCGAGGACAAUCCAUCAUCAUCAUCAAUGUCCCUGGCCCCAGUGUUCCGGCCCCAGCCAUCCCUGAGGUUCCCAGCUACCCCAGCUACCCAGAAACACCACGGUACCCAGACGCACCACGGUACCCAGACGCACCCCGGUACCCAGAUGCUCCGCGGUACCCAGACGCACCCAGCUAUCCUGACACACCCAGCUAUCCUGACACCACAUCCACCUCCUCUACAACUGAGAUCACUAGCUCUGUAGAUGACUACACUGAUCUGACCACUAUUGGGGCCACAGAUGACCGCAAUACUUGGGGCAUGACCCAGCCCCAAAGUGGGUUGGCCAUUGCCGCCAUUGUAAUUGGCAUUAUUGCCCUGGCCUGUUCCCUGGCUGCCUGCAUCUGCUGCUGCUGCUGCAAGAAAAGAAGCCAAGCAGUCCUGAUGCAGAUGAAGGCACCCAAUGAGUGUUAGGAAGGCAGGCUGGAGCAGGGCUCAGGAAAGGAGAGACGGGAGCAUCUAGGAAUGUGAGCAUUCUGCCUCCACCCUUGGGUCCACAGAGCCAGGCUCUCAGGGCUCUUUCCAGGCCUUAGAGAGAGUUGCCCCACCUUGUCCUGACCUGCCUGAUUCUUCUGUGGAGAAGCAGGUCUCACAGGACAUUCUUACCACCAGGGAGAUCACAUGGCUGUAGAAAAGCCCCUGGAAAAUUUCCUAUUCAUAUGCUUGGGUUUCGCUCAGAGGGGCCUUCCCCCAAAUCCUCACCACCUUUCCUUCAAGAACAACUUUCCCUGCACCCAGGCCCCCUCCUGGCCUCUGUAGACUCAGUGGUGAGAAAACCUGCUCACUUUGUGGGAACAGUUCUCCACCAGGACAGCCCCUCUCCUCAGAGUAUUAUGUAAGUUGAUUUCCCUUCUUUUGCUUCUCUUGUUUGUGCCAUGGCUUAACCCUGUCCCCUCAGAUGGAAGUUCUCCCCUUAAUUUUCUGAUCCUGAAGGCAGGGUGAGUUCUCUCCUCAAAGAAGGCUUCAAAUCAUUUAGCUGGUUUCUUAAGACCUGCAGACCCCCCGGCUUGGAGGAUGUUGUGAAAGAAAGAACGAAUCCCAUACUGCUCAAUUCCUGGACAUACAUUUACCAUCGGAUCUCUCUUGUGAUUUUUGUCUAGAAAAGAAAGACACACGUGCAACAAACUCAGCCUUGUAGAGGAUGAUAAUUCCAAACUACAAAGUUUGCUUGGCAAUUUUUAGUCCUUUGUGGAAUAAAAUCGUGAAGAAUUUUUGACUUCUAAAACCAUUUAAUUUGUAAAAUCAGCUUAUUGGUACUGAGUGGAGAAAGAAACCUGGUGUCUGGGGCUAGGGGUUUUCUUUUCGAUUUUUUAAAAUUGAAGUAUAAUAUACGUACAGAAAAGUGGGAGCGUGAUAAUGUACAUCCAUGUGAUCAGUGUCAAAUCAAGAACAGAGCAUCACCAGUAUCCCCAAACCCAAGCUUUUACUGAAGGACUGGGACAUCUGAAGAUGACACGGACUUACCUGGAUUCUUACCAGGGGCCUCACUGCCCCCAGCUCCAUGGCCAGCUGUUGCAAAGGCCCAGCUGCCAGGAUGACAAAGAUGUGAUAUGGACAGCACAGGAGACUGGCCUGGAGAGGAAUCUUAAUAAACCCUGAGAUCUGGAGGGACCCAGGCUUGCCAGGUCAGAAGUGUCCUAACUACAGUGGCCCAUGCAACCACAGUGUCUUCCCUGCUGAUAAGCUGCAGGUCAUUGGAGGUUCCUUGUCUGGCCCCUUUUAUGGGCAUGAUAUGCCUAUAUCUGUUUUUAAUUCACUUUCCAUUUGGGGGAAAU
Molecule: messenger RNA, 3310 nt
Organism: Marmota monax (woodchuck)
Lineage: Eukaryota; Metazoa; Chordata; Mammalia; Rodentia; Sciuridae
Gene: Lrrc15
Product: leucine rich repeat containing 15
Exons: 2
Coding region: 120-1949 (609 amino acids)
Cellular component (GO): extracellular matrix
Molecular function (GO): protein binding
Source: RefSeq, a predicted model, not a curated record